Molecule: messenger RNA, 723 nt
Organism: Penicillium verrucosum
Lineage: Eukaryota; Fungi; Ascomycota; Eurotiomycetes; Eurotiales; Aspergillaceae
Exons: 1
Coding region: 1-723 (240 amino acids)
Source: RefSeq, a predicted model, not a curated record
AUGGCGGAAGCUUCUCUUGCCUUCCCCAUAAUUUGCCUGACUCUCUCAUUCCUCUUUGUUGUUGCCGUUUACAAUCCCUCGAUUAUGCGGCACCUCGGCGCCUUCCACCAUCACAUUAUCCUUCCCGUGUACCAACAAAUUGCGCGCAAGCUCUUCAACCGUAAUCCCAUCAGCCAAAGUCCACCAGACCGUACGCCCGGGGUAGGGUACGAGGCACUCAACCUCGAUAAAAAAGAUGAAGAAGAACAAAGUCCGUCACCCCUCCCAACUUCAUCCAUGCCAACACCUGACUAUCAUCGACACGACGAAGAACCUGCUCCCGACCCAUUCAACAUGCUUUCAGAAAGGGAUACUGAGAUAGAAAUACACGACCUCAGCAGACCUACCAGCUAUGCUGGAAGCCCAUACCGUCCGUCCGAUUUUGUGGAAUUGGCUGGCCUCUCCACCCACAGCCCUUCACACAGUAUUGCUGAAUCUGUAGUGUCCUCUGACGAGUAUGACUCUGAAUGGUCCGACUCUGCUCUCGACGAGGCUGUUUACGUGCGAGACAACCCAACCGAUGAUAUCCCCGUCUGGGAAUUCGACGUCAGGCGUCCUAUUUACAUCGUUGGUAACGAGCACGAGCAAGGAAGACCGACGGUGUGGUUAGAUGAGGUUGUCGAGUGGACCUCCCAGGGUGUUUUUGCUUUUGUUUCGCCUGACAUCUUGGAACAACGGAGGUGA